Molecule: messenger RNA, 1431 nt
Organism: Aspergillus calidoustus
Lineage: Eukaryota; Fungi; Ascomycota; Eurotiomycetes; Eurotiales; Aspergillaceae
Source: the annotation of a GenBank genome assembly
AUGUCUGCUGUACGGCCCCUACGACGAGGUCUUCACCUCCUUGGAUCGAAAUCCAUUGUGCGAACAGUCCCUGUUGGCGUCAAUGGCACAUUGACUGCCAUCCCGCGCGGGCUUGUUUCUCCGCAGGCCCGCUGCGCUCUCCGCUCUCCAAUUUCUGGACGUUCUGUUGCGCUCCCAGCCAACAAUGGCGUGAGAUACGCCUCAACCGCGGUGCCGUUUGGCUCGCUGCGAAAGACACAGCUCUAUGACUUGCACCUUGAAAAGGGCGCCAAAAUGGUCCCCUUUGCGGGGUUCGCCAUGCCCCUCCAGUACUCCGAUCUUAGCCAUGUUGAGAGCCACCACUGGACGAGAGAAAAGGCGAGCUUGUUUGAUGUGAGCCAUAUGGUCCAGCACAAGCUCAGCGGACCAGGGGCCCUUGACCUCCUCAUGAAGGUCACCCCCUCAUCCCUCGACAAGCUCCAAGACAACACAUCCACCCUCUCAUGCCUCCUUGAGCCCUACACCGGCGGUAUCGUCGACGAUACCGUCAUCACCCGCCUAUCCAAGGACACCUUCUACUUCGUCACAAACGCCGGUCGCCGCGACGAGGACCUCGCCUUCCUACAAGCCGAAAUCGACAUCUUCAAGUCCGCCAACCCGGGCAAGCACCUCACCUGGGAAAUCCUCGAAGACCGCGCUCUCAUCGCCCUCCAAGGCCCCGAGGCCUCCGCCGCCCUGCAACCUCUCAUCAAGGGCGCGGGCUCCGAUCCCGCCGCAGACCUCUCAACCCUCUACUUCGGCAACUGCCGCUACCUCCACCUCAACCUCCCCGUCGCCUCUGAAGAACCUCUCCUAAUAUCCCGAACGGGGUACACAGGCGAAGACGGCUUCGAAAUCUCCAUCCCAGCCUCCCUCGCAACAACCGUAACAACCACCCUCCUCGAGAACCCCUCCGUCCGCCUCGCCGGCCUCGCAGCCCGCGACUCCCUCCGCCUCGAGGCCGGAAUGUGCCUCUACGGCCACGACAUCUCCACCUCCCAGACUCCCCCCUCCGCUGGCCUCGGCUGGAUAGUCGGCAAGGACCGCCGCGACCCAGCUUCCCCGACAUCACGCUUCAACGGCGCCGAGACGAUCCUCCCGCAACUCGCGUCUCCCGCGACAACCCUCUCGCAGCGCCGUGUAGGAUUCACGGUUGAAAAGGGCUCGCCUGCCCGUGAGGGCGCGAUUAUCGUUGAUAUCAACGACGAGUCCAAGACGCAGAUUGGGGUCGUGACCUCGGGAUUGCCGAGUCCGUCGCUUGGUGGUACGAAUAUCGCCAUGGGGUAUAUUAAGCAGGGGUUGCAUAAGAAGGGGACGGAGGUGGGGAUCCUGGUACGGAAUAAGGUGCGCAAGGCGACUGUUACGGCCAUGCCGUUCAUUGAGACUAAGUUCUAUCGGCCGCCGAAGGCGUGA